This is a messenger RNA of Thrips palmi, 702 nucleotides long. RefSeq lists its product as uncharacterized. The transcript is spliced from 2 exons. NCBI's taxonomy places the organism in Eukaryota, Metazoa, Arthropoda, Insecta, Thysanoptera, Thripidae. Bases 37 to 648 code for a protein of 203 amino acids. The record is from RefSeq and is a predicted model, not a curated record.
AGCCAUGGAAAAACUGCCUGUGAUGGUGUGGGCGGCAUGAUCAAACAUACUACAAUGUUGCAUUGCCUACGCUUAACAGCAAAAGACCCACAAAUAACAAUUGCAUAUGAUUUCUAUGAUUGGGUGUCUAAAAACAUUCAAGGAGUGGCUGCUAAAUGGGUUCCGAAAGAAGAAGUUAUUGAAAAUGAAAAGGCUUUACUUGUGAGAUUUGAGACAGCUUUUGACAUUGAUGGAAUCAAAUCCCACCAUGCUUUAAUUCCUAGAGUGCCAUCAAAGGAUAUCUUACUUAAGUUGUAUUCACAAGAUACAAAAUUUAAUAUUAAGAAGAUAUGUACCAAAGAAUUUGAACUAGACUAUAGUGAGGUAAAAGGAUUUGUAACAUUUACAGAAGACGAAAAUUCCUGGGAGCUAGGCUGCGUAUCUGAAUUCCAUGAAGAGGAUGAAAACUUUUCGGUUCAAGUUAUGGAAGCUACUGGACAACCAAGAAGUUACAAGUUUACUGAUAUUGUUAUAAUUGUUAGUCUACAUGACAUUGUAAGUCUAGUUAAUCCGUACUUUCAAGCCAAAGGGACAAUUGUGAAACUUCGAGUAAGUGAUGCUAAGGCAGCAGAUGUAAAAUUAAAAUCUAAGAAAAAAAAUAUGUUUUGAAGCAAGGUAUAACUUGCAGCUACAGUUAUACUACUUUAAAGGUUCAGAGGAAGG